Molecule: messenger RNA, 669 nt
Organism: Symbiodinium sp. CCMP2592
Lineage: Eukaryota; Dinophyceae; Suessiales; Symbiodiniaceae
Source: the annotation of a GenBank genome assembly
AUGUCUGAUGCUCUUGUGGCUCGCAUCGAGAAGCUCGAGGAUGUUGUGUCCGACUGGGCCGCAGUUACCCGCACAAGAUGGAUCGGUAUGUGUGCAUGGGAGAACCGCUUGCAGGAACUCCUGUCCCGCAAGGAACCCCUGUGGCACGUCAAAACCGAGCUCUAUGUGUUGGCCCUGGAGGAUCUCGAGCCCAUCCUUGCAUCCAUCCAAGACACGGCAGUGCAGAUGCAAUGCCGUGCGGAGCUCCGUGAGUGCCUUUCGGCCGUAGACGAUGUAGUGGGCAUUUUUCCUGUUGGAGGGGGGUGGGGACACCACACAGGUGUUGACCUCCGUCACUGCCCCUCCAUGUCCGCUCUUCGGAUGUCACAGCUCGUGAGGCAUCAUUUGCGCGGUGCUGCGAGCGCGUUUUCCACCAAUGGGAUCGAGGUGUGGGCCCCCCUUUCCCAAAGCGAUAUGAAAAAGAAGCGCAACCGCCAGGGUGGGAAGGGGGGUGGUGGCAAGGGCCACUCCAAGGGUGCGGGGGGCGAGGGGGGGGGGCGCUGUAGGGACUGUGGCAGAGAGCGCGAGCGCUCCCGUGACCACCGCCGCUCUCCUGGCAGACGCUCAGGGGGACCCCCCCCCACCUUUCAACUAUGGAUCUGUCUACGCGGCAUUUUCCACUUCGCGUAG